This is a messenger RNA of Carassius carassius (crucian carp), 1137 nucleotides long. Its product is annotated as alpha-2,8-sialyltransferase 8E-like. The record is from RefSeq and is a predicted model, not a curated record. Gene Ontology annotation, molecular function: alpha-N-acetylneuraminate alpha-2,8-sialyltransferase activity. NCBI's taxonomy places the organism in Eukaryota, Metazoa, Chordata, Actinopteri, Cypriniformes, Cyprinidae. Gene Ontology annotation, biological process: oligosaccharide metabolic process; N-glycan processing. The transcript has 8 exons. Bases 7 to 1101 code for a protein of 364 amino acids.
GACACCAUGCCUGAUGUGUGCACCACGGCCCAAAGCCUUCAGAUGGAUCUCUUUAAAUGGAUCUUCGGACUUCUGACUGUCCUGGUCAUCUUUACAGGCCUGUAUUUGCCCUGCAGUAGAAAUUAUAAGAUGGGAAGUGAAAUGACAGACAGAUUUAAUUUACUGAAUUGCAUGAAACUUCGUCAAAAGUUAUCCAACAUCAGUCCAGCUAAGAGUAUGGAUAUGACAAAUGUGACUGGGCCUCUCUCAGCAUUCAUGAGCUGUCCACAUGUGUCCAACAGAACCCAAAAGGAGCUAAACAGAUUAAGACUGCGUUUCUGUUGUAAUGCCACAGAUUUAUUAUACCUGACAAAGAAGAACACAGCUGUGAAUCAAAGCAUUACAUAUGAGACCUCAAAUAGGGUGUACAAAGUGGGAGCUGCACUUCACAAAAUGCUGCCUGAGGACUUUCCAUGGAGUAACCGUGGUCAUCUGGGAAGUUGUGCUGUGGUGGGCAAUGGGGGGAUUCUGAAGAACAGCAGUUGUGGAAGAGAGAUUGACAGUGCAGACUUCGUCAUCAGGUUGAACUUGGCUCCCAUUAAUGACAGUGAUGUUGGGGUAAAGACUGAUCUAGUGACCAUGAAUCCCAGUCAGCUCUCAGCAAAAAAUAUGGCUGUGAAUCCGGAUCCGCUGGUGCAGCGCGUGAGUGUGUAUGGAAAUGCGUCUCUGAUGAUUUCAGCCUUUGCAUACACACACUGCACUGCAGUGUCAGUUAAAACCCUCCAGGUGCUCCAGCCCAUCAGACCUCAGCAGCCCGUAGUGUUCUUUAGUCCCUACUACCUCAAGACAUUAGACUGUUUCUGGAAGGGGCUUGGCCUGAAAGGAAAACGCCUCUCCACAGGUUUCAUGUUAGUUAAUGUGGCACUAGAGCUCUGUGAUGAUGUGCAUUUAUUUGGAUUCUGGCCAUUUGACAUCAAUCUAAAGAAGCAGACACUUCAGCACCAUUGUUAUGACAACAAACCGCCCAAACCAUUUGUGCACGCCAUGUCAGACGAGUUCGUCCAUCUGUUACAGCUUCACAGCCAGGGGGCACUAACACUGCACCUACAGCCCUGCUUAUAACACACACACACACACACACACACACACACACACACA